AGUUAGUCACUCCGCUGGGAGAGGCCUCGGCUGUCCCAAAACCACACUCCCCGCGCAUGCGCACAGUCGCGGGUGUUCACCACAUUGGAGCGUCGCUGCUGAACUCUCGGAAGUUAAGUUGCAGUGAUUUUAGCCCGACAGCUAGCAUCGUCCCACCGCAGAAAACUCGGCAAAACGCGACAAAAAAGUUAUUUUGUUCGGCAGCUGUUCCCGCGCAGCGAGACUACCGGACACUACCGAUGGAUUCAAACCGUUUGUCGGUGUUUAAUCGGCGGGAACACGAACAUUAAAGCCUCGGAGAGAAGUUGUGAUUGUUGUUUUGGCGGAAAGAUGGAGGCGCUGCUAACGCUAACCGCUACCUGCUAACUAACUGCUAACUGUUGUUGUGUUCACUGUGGUUUCACUCGGAGUUGCCCAAAACUUCCCCUGAAGUCCGGAGAGUACCACCGCCCUGACUGUAGCUGCUGUUGAUGUCUACAGACCAACUAAAGAAUGAGCGUCCCUCAGACUCUGAGGAUGGGACCAGGGCUACCGGAGGCAGGAUCUAGACAUCAGAUGGUGCUCUGAAGAAGCCAUGGGUAGCUGUUUAAGCUGUCCAGAGAAAGAGUCAAUUCCAGAUAAUCAUCAAAGUAAAUUUAAGGUGAUAAACGUGGACGACGAUGGGAACGAGUUGGGAUCAGGUGUGAUGGAGCUGACCGAUGCUGAGCUCGUCCUCCACACUCAUCGCCGUGACGACGUGCGGUGGCCUUACCUGUGCUUACGGCGCUACGGCUACGACUCCAACCUGUUCUCGUUUGAGAGCGGACGCCGCUGCCAGACGGGUCAAGGUAUUUUUGCGUUCAAAUGUUCCCGAGCCGAGGAGAUCUUCAACAUGCUGCAGGAGGUGAUGCACAGCCACAGCAUCAGUGUUGUGGAGGAGGCAGUGCUGGAGCCCAGCCACACUCCUACAGCGUUGGGGUACUCGGUGCCCUCGGUUCCUAACGGUGUGUCCAGGAUCCCGUCUGUGGGCGAGGCCCCGUCUCACCCCUCCAGCCGCCACCCGUCGGUGGCCAGCACCCGUCUGCCCUCUGUGGGGGAGGAGUCCACCCACCCGCUGCUGGUGGCCGACGACGCGGUGCACACGUAUGUGAACACCGCGGGUCUCCUGGAGGAGCAGCCGAGCCCGCUGACGGUGACCACGCCGCUGGAGAGCCCGGCCUCGCCGCAGCCUCAGAGUCCCCCGACCCCCCCGCCUCCCCCCCGCCAUCGCUGCGAGCCGCCGCCCCCCCCGCCGGAGCCGCAGGUGCUGCUGGAGCCGGGGGGGGCCCGCUUCGUGCUGGGCCCGACGCCGGUCCAGAGGCAGCUGAUGGAGAAGAGGCAGCAGGAGACGGGCGAGGUGGCCGAGACCACACGCACACACCCACACACCGCACAGCCCGGCACAGACCAUACAUCGUGUGUGGAGAUGGACGCCGGCGCGGCGAACCGGGGCGCGUCGGACGGCAGCAACCCGCACACGCCGCGCACCCCCACCUCGCCGCCGCCGCCCAGCACGCCCACCCGGCGCACCGAGCUCUACGCCCUCAUCGACAUCGAGCGCACCGCCGCCAUGUCCAACCUGCAGAAGGCCCGGCCGCGGGACGACGGCACCUCGCGCAAGACGCGGCACAACAGCACCGAGCUGCCGACCAAAAGCACCGCGUGACCCGCGCCUGACAGAGAGGGGCGGGGCUUCUUUCUGCCACUUCCUGUCAGAGGGGCGGGGCUUCUUUCUGCCACUUCCUGUCAGAGGGGCGGGGCUUCUUUCUGCCACUUCCUGUCAGAGAGGGGCGGGGCUUCUUUCUGCCACUUCCUGUCAGAGAGGGGCAGGGCUUCUUUCUGCCACUUCCUGUCAGAGGGGCGGGGCUUCUUUCUGCCACUUCCUGUCAGAGAGGGGCGGGGCUUCUUUCUGCCACUCUUUCCUGUGAGAGACAGACAAACGGAGACAGACUCCCCCUGAACACGUCUUAAUGAGAUAUAUUGACUUGCUGCCGCUCAGACAGACCUCGGUACUCGCUGUGUGGCGGUGUGUUGCCGUGGCGAUGUAAUACCUCUCUGGGUAAUGUUAAUAAGACUUCCUCUUUAUAUGGUACACAUCAGUAUUACUGAACAAAGCAUUCCAUUUAGCCUUUUAUACGAUCACUACAUGCUGCUGUAACCACACGGUACAAUACGUUAUGUCUCAAUAUGUACAGUAGAUUCUGGCGCAAUAAAUGUUCUGUGUUUAUAUGUACUCGCCGAGAA
This is a messenger RNA of Perca flavescens (yellow perch), 2262 nucleotides long. Its product is annotated as fibroblast growth factor receptor substrate 2. The coding region runs from base 575 to 1684 and encodes 369 amino acids. Gene Ontology annotation, biological process: fibroblast growth factor receptor signaling pathway. The record is from RefSeq and is a predicted model, not a curated record. The transcript is spliced from 8 exons. NCBI's taxonomy places the organism in Eukaryota, Metazoa, Chordata, Actinopteri, Perciformes, Percidae. Gene Ontology annotation, cellular component: cytoplasm; cell-cell junction. Gene Ontology annotation, molecular function: fibroblast growth factor receptor binding; transmembrane receptor protein tyrosine kinase adaptor activity.